Engraulis encrasicolus (European anchovy) is the source of this 6498-nucleotide messenger RNA. It is a transcript of the gene thbs1b, whose product is annotated as thrombospondin 1b. Gene Ontology annotation, biological process: negative regulation of angiogenesis; cell adhesion. The transcript is spliced from 23 exons. Gene Ontology annotation, molecular function: calcium ion binding; protein binding. The record is from RefSeq and is a predicted model, not a curated record. Lineage: Eukaryota; Metazoa; Chordata; Actinopteri; Clupeiformes; Engraulidae. The coding region runs from base 238 to 3753 and encodes 1171 amino acids. Gene Ontology annotation, cellular component: extracellular region.
UGAUUUUUAGAAUGAGUAAAGCCUCCUAAACAACACAAGAGAACCACCAAGCAAGUUGAAAUUGGAUGAAAAAGGGAAUUUUCUGCCGAAUUUUCUAAUAACUUUUCUGAGGCAAAACUAAUAACAAUAUUGGGCUUAACUAAAAGAAAAAAAGGAUUAUACCAUCUUUUCGUAUUUUUGGAUUGUAUUUCUUUUGAUCCCAGACUCAUUACAAAAAGGGAGCUUUGAGGUGCUGAAAUGAAGUUAACAGGGAUAUUUUUACUACUGAUGCUUUGGCAGUGCGAGAGCGCACGCGUCGCAGAGACCAGAGACGACAACAACAUGUAUGACCUGUUCGAACUAGUCCAGGUGCCGAGGAAAAACCAUGGGGUCAGCUUGGUGAAAGGCGACGACCCCUACAGUCCCGCCUACAAGAUCCUGAACCCCGACCUGAUCCCCGCCGUCCCCAAAAACGAAUUCAGGGACCUAAUCGAUUCCAUCCACACCGAGAGAGGAUUCCUUCUCCUGGUCAACUUCAAACAGUUCAAGCGGACCAGGGGCAGCCUGCUGACCAUUGAGAAGCAAGACGGCUCCGGACCCAUUUUUGAAUUAGUCUCCAACGGCAAGGCUAACACUCUGGACAUUGUUUAUUCCACGGAGAACAAGCAGCAGGUGAUGUCCAUCGAAGAUGCGGACUUGGCUACGGGACACUGGAAAAACAUUACUCUGUUUGUCCAAGAGGACAGGGCACAGCUGUACGUGGGAUGUGAAGAGGUGAAUACGGUCGAGCUGGACGUACCUAUUCAAAACAUCUUAAACAAGGACACACCUGCAGUAGCUAGCCUGAGAAUCGGCAAAGGCGCGGUCAAGGACAAGUUCAUGGGUGUACUCCAAAAUGUGCGCUUUGUGUUCGGAACGACCCUGGAUGCGAUCUUGAGGAAUAAAGGUUGCCAGAGCACUAUUCUGACUGACCUCAUCACCCUGGACAAUCCAAUGAAUGGCUCCAGCCCAGCCAUCAGGACUGACUACACAGGGCAUAAGACAAAAGAUCUGCAGAUGAUCUGUGGCUUCACCUGUGAUGACCUGGCUGCCAUGUUCAAGGAGCUGAAGACCCUGGGGGUGGUGGUGAGAGACCUGUCAGACCAGCUCAAUAAAGUGACGGACCAGAACAGGCACCUCCUGGCCAGCAUCAACAUCAGCGGAGGGGUCUGCCUCCACAACGGCAUCGUCCACAAGAACAACGACGAGUGGACCGUGGACGACUGCACCGAGUGCACAUGCAGGAACUCUGCCACUGUAUGCCGCAAGAUCUCCUGCCCCCUCAUUCCCUGUGCCAACGCCACCGUACCCGACGGAGAGUGCUGCCCCCGCUGUGGCAAUCCGAGGGACUCUGCUGAUGACGGCUGGUCUCUGUGGUCUGAAUGGACUCAUUGUUCUGUGUCCUGUGGCCGUGGGGUGCAGCAGCGUGGCCGCUCCUGCGAUCGCAUCAACAACAACUGCGAGGGCACCUCCGUGCAGACCAGGGACUGCUACCUGCAGGAGUGCGACAAGCGCUUCAAGCAAGAUGGCGGCUGGAGCCACUGGUCGCCCUGGUCCUCGUGCUCGGUCACCUGUGGCGGCGGCGUCAUCACCCGCAUCCGCCUCUGCAACUCGCCCACGCCUCAGAUGGGCGGCAAGGAGUGCGAGGGAGAGGCACGCCAGACCGAGAAGUGUCAGAAGUCCCCCUGUCCCAUUAAUGGAGGUUGGGGGCCCUGGUCGCCAUGGGAUACCUGCUCGGCAACCUGCAACGGGGGCGUGCAGACCAGGAAGAGGCAGUGCAAUAGCCCGGCGCCCAAAUUCGGGGGCAAAGACUGCCAGGGCGACGCCAAGGGGACUCAGCCAUGCAACACGAAAGCCUGCCCUGUUGAUGGUUGCCUCUCCAACCCCUGCUUCGCCGGCGCCCAGUGCACCAGCUUCCCAGACGGCUCCUGGAAGUGUGGCAAGUGCCCAUCUGGUUACACGGGCAACGGCAUCAAGUGCAAAGACAUCAACGAGUGCAAGGAGGUUCCUGAUGCCUGCUUCGAGUUUAACGGGGUGCACAGGUGCGAGAACACGGUGCCGGGCUACAACUGUCUGCCUUGUCCUCCUCGCUACUCCGGUCCCCAGCCCUUUGGUAGAGGGGUGGAGGAGGCCGCUGCCAAGAAGCAGGUCUGCACUCCGCGUAACCCGUGUAUGGACGGCAGCCACGACUGCAACAAGCACGCCCGCUGCAACUACCUGGGCCACUUUGCUGACCCCAUGUUCCGCUGCGAGUGCAAGCCCGGCUUCGCUGGCAAUGGCCACAUCUGCGGAGAGGACACCGACCUGGACGGCUGGCCCAACGCGGACCUGGUCUGCGUGGAGAACGCCACAUAUCACUGCAAGAAGGACAAUUGCCCCAACCUUCCAAACUCAGGACAGGAGGACUAUGACAAGGACGGCAUUGGUGAUGCUUGUGAUGACGAUGACGAUGAUGAUGGCAUUCCCGACGACAGGGAUAAUUGCCCGUUCAUCUUCAACCCCAGGCAGUAUGACUAUGACCGUGAUGAUGUGGGCGACCGCUGUGAUAACUGCCCCUACAACAGCAACCCCGACCAGACCGAUACGGACAACAACGGAGAAGGAGACGCCUGCGCUGUGGAUAUCGAUGGGGACGGCAUUCUGAACGAGAAGGACAACUGCCCCUACGUCUACAAUGUUGACCAGCGUGACACAGAUCUGGACGGAGUUGGAGACCAGUGUGACAACUGCCCUCUGGAGCAUAAUCCUGACCAGGUUGAUACUGAUUCCGACAAUGUUGGAGACAAGUGUGACAGCAACCAGGACAUUGACGAGGACGGUCACCAGAACAACCUGGACAACUGCCCCUACGUAGCCAACGCCAACCAGGCCGACCACGACAAGGACGGCAAGGGCGACGCCUGCGACCACGAUGACGACAACGACGGCAUUCCCGAUGACAAAGACAACUGCAGGCUAGCGUUCAAUCCGGAUCAACUGGACUCUGACGGUGAUGGCCGUGGAGAUGCCUGCAAGGACGACUUUGAUCAGGACAACGUUCCCGACAUCUACGACGUCUGCCCUGAGAACUUCGACAUCAGCGAGACAGACUUCCGCAAGUUCCAGAUGGUUCCACUGGACCCCAAGGGCACCUCCCAGAUCGAUCCCAACUGGGUGGUCCGCCACCAGGGCAAGGAGCUGGUGCAGACCGUCAACUGCGACCCUGGCAUUGCCGUCGGCUUCGAUGAGUUCAACGCGGUAGACUUCAGCGGCACGUUCUUCAUCAACACGGAGCGGGAUGACGACUAUGCCGGCUUCGUGUUCGGCUACCAGUCCAGCUCGCGCUUCUACGUGGUGAUGUGGAAGCAGAUCACGCAGACCUACUGGUCCAACAAGCCCACCAAGGCCCAGGGCUACUCCGGCCUGUCCAUCAAGGUGGUGAACUCCACCACGGGCCCUGGCGAGCACCUGAGGAAUGCACUCUGGCACACGGGAGACACGCCAGGACAGGUGCGCACCCUGUGGCACGACCCUAAGAAUGUGGGCUGGAAGGACUUCACUGCCUACAGAUGGCACCUGACACACCGGCCGCGGACAGGCCACAUCAGGGUGGUGAUGUAUGAGGGCAAGAAGAUCAUGGCUGAUUCGGGAAGGAUCUAUGAUAAGACCUAUGCUGGCGGGAGACUAGGUCUCUUUGUCUUCUCACAAGAGAUGGUGUACUUCUCUGACCUCAAGUACGAAUGUAGAGAUUUGUAACUGCUCAGACAGGGAGCUGUUUGAGGAACGCACCUUCCUGUAUAAACAUGAUCAUGUACUCCAAGCAAAGUCCAGGGACAAGAUUUUUUUCUCGCCUUUUUUAUUUUUUAAACAUUUUUUUUUUUGCUACUCGUAAUUCUGCGGCACGCACAUUGGUGGAGAGAGUCUGGUGACAGCGGGAGCAUGGCUGGUGUCAAUGUUAAUGUACAGUACAAGAACUGAGGACAGGGGUGUGGUCAUGUUGAUUUGACUGAACGCCAGCUCUGAGCCAGGACUCCUCCAUUGAAAGCAGGUAGAGCAGAAACAACAAAAGACACCUCCCUCCCUCCAACUGCCAUGUCGAGCCCUACGCCCCCCCUUGCUUUGCUUGAUUGGGAGAUCCAUCCCUCUCUUUCCGUAUUUUCUAAAAGACCUUGUUUGGCUCUGUGGGGGAAGAAAUCCCUGCAGACAACUAUGCACUUCUGAACCCCUUUACAUCUCCAUCUGUCUGUCUCUCGACUUGCUCUGUACUUACUCUUUCCCUUUGGAUGGAUGGAUGGAUGGAUGGAUGGAUGGAUGCAUGGAUGGUUGGAUGGAUGGAUGGAUAAAUGGAAGGAUAAAUGGAUGUUACAAAAUAAUAGUGUGACCAAAUUGUUAAGUUAAGUCACUUUUUUAAGAUGGAAAAGGAAGCCCUUGAAGUCUAGGCCUCAAAGUCUAGACCUCAAUUUGAGGUGGUGGACAUUUUUUUCUGAAUUGACUGAAAGUGUGUGAACGGAUCCUAGUUGUCUGGUGUGUGAGAUGUUUGUGAAUAUUUGAGAUCUCCAAAGUCAGUGUGAAAAGGUCAGUGUGUUCACAUCAAUGUUAUUAUGACAAAAACACUUUACACAAUCCAGCCUUUGUAUGCAAGUUUUGCUCAGCAUACAAACUAUUUGAAACAGGAAAGGAAUGAAAUGGAAAUGGAAUUAGUCAAGUGACCUCUUUAUUGAGGUUUUAAGGAAGGAAAAGCUCCUAUUCCUGGCAGUGGCUGGCUGUAAACGGUGUUAGACCAGUGGGCAUAAUAUACUCAGGGGUAAGAUGGUUGGCCACCAUCUUGGUUUUCUCCAAACUAUCCAUCUCGUCAUGACAACAGGGAAGGUGAAGGAGAAGAGGGCAUGGACAGAGGACCUUAAGCCUGUGCGGUGAAAUGUCAUUAGCAUUGUUACUGAGGAGCAUAGAGUCAAGGACCAUGAGAGUAUACACGACAUGUUGCAAACAAUAACGGUCCAUUGAAGAGCUUGCUAGUGUUAGCUAAGCAGAGUGCAGUGGGAUACAACUCCCACAAUUUUCCAAAACACACAAAAAUGCCAGCAAAGCUUCCAUCGAUGUCGAUAAGACAUUUAAAAAAAUAAUUAUUUAAUUUUCCAACCCUGAUUAUUUAUAUUUGAAACCUAAUCUACAAAAAAUCUUUUUUCUACAGUUUUUACACUAAGGAGCAAAGCUCUGUCCAUCGCCCUCCAUUCUUUCCUUCUCUUGAAGCAACAAACUUCACAACUUCUUCAGCUAGUGCCUUCUGCACAGCGAGGAUGACCUGUGUGCUUUUAUAAUAUAGAGAGAGAUAAAGGAAGAAACUUUUUAAUGUACAAAUAUUACCUCAUCGUUGUUGUACAAUUCGAUCAGACGAAAAAAACCCUAAAUACCUUUCCUUUCUUUUCAUGUUGUUAUUCUCGAAGAAAAAAAGAGAAAUUGUUAAACUUCUAUCGCUACUGUAGCACAGGCUGUAAAUAGUGAGACUGUUUAUUUUUUUCGGUUACACAUUACUUGACGCCGGCGUCAUACAUAGGACAUGACAGUGUCAUAACUGUGUCAUAAUAGUGAUCAUAGUAGUCAUAAGGAUUAUGUCAAUGUCAAGAAUGUUUUAUGGUCAUGAAAAGUUGAUAGUGUUUGGGCUGUCUGUACAAAAAACCGAAUGUCACUUAAUGAAAUGUUCAUGGCAUUGACACAAGGUUUAUGACGCAUCCAUGACAGUGUUACGACACUGUUAUGACACUGGCAUGUCAUAGGCAUGAUGAUGGCUUCAAGUAAAUGGUUAACUUUUUUUUAAUGAAAAGUACCUAUUCUUUUCCCCUUCUUCACCAAACCUUCUCCACGAGUCCCCGGGGGAGAGUUUUGUUUGUUUAUUUGUUUUUAACCGAUUCCUUUGCCAGUACUUUCAAGUGUCAAGUACUUUUAUAAGAAUAAGUUAUUGUUCUGUUGGUCCUUAUUUUUCUGUUUUUAGACAGUAUGUCAUGUGUGUAUGGGUACGUACACAAGUGUGUGUGUGUGUGUGUGUGUGUGUGUGUGUGUGUGUGUGUGUGUGUGUGUGUGUGUGUGUGUGUGUGUGUGUGUGCGUGUGUGCGUGUGUGCGUGUGUGUGUUUGCGUGUGUGUGUGUGCGUGUGUGUGUGUGUGUGUGUGUGUGUGUGUGUGUGUGUGUGUGCGUGAGUGUGAGUGUGCGUGUGUAGAUAAAUGCUAUUUAAAUAAUUUAUCGGGGACUGCCGCCUCUGGAGGGUCUCUCCGUCUGUAUAAAUGGUUUGCACACUGACGUGAGGAUGUUUUGUUCCUUAUUGUUUUUACUCCAUUUUUUUUGGUCUUGUUAUUUUUUUGUACAAUUAGUGUUGCUUGUCUGUAAACAUUUUGACUUAGUUGUACAAUGCGAAAAAAUGUUAUUUUUAACCAUAGCAAUUAUUUUGGUACAUACUUCGAAACAAUAAACAGCUGUAAAGCCACAUAACGCCUCCUUUUUAUGUGAU